Molecule: messenger RNA, 1236 nt
Organism: Lutzomyia longipalpis
Lineage: Eukaryota; Metazoa; Arthropoda; Insecta; Diptera; Psychodidae
Product: ionotropic receptor 75a-like
Exons: 4
Coding region: 1-1236 (411 amino acids)
Source: RefSeq, a predicted model, not a curated record
AUGAAAGUGCUAAAGUGGUUGUUGGUGAUUCUUGUAGCCAAUAUUGACAGAGAUAAUGUAACAGAGGCUCAUGUCAAUCACCUAAUGGAACUCCCAGGAAAAACUCCUGGGAUAACGAACUUUGUAAAAUUCCAAUCACAUUUAAAUUUGUACCUUCUGGAGAUUUACAACUUCACAGUGAGCUACCGAAUCGCGAGAGCCUGGACAGGACGACUUCCAUCUGGACACAAGCUUGGAUUUAUAGGUAUCCUAUCCCGCGGAGAAGUGGAUAUGGCCAUGGCGGCUGCUAUAUAUGUGCCAGAUCGAAAGGAUGACUGUGACUUUGUUCAUACCAGCUACAGGGCAAUCUUUGGCUUUGUCUUUCGCGUUACUUCUGAUUCUAGUGCUUCAGAAGCAUCCUUGAUGGCACCUCUGCAUCGCGAUGUGUGGACAUCUCUUUUCGUAACAAUAUUCAUCAUUCUGCUCGUUGGCCUUCUCGUGCGGGGAAUUUAUUUCUUCACAAAACUUUCUGUCUCAGGAUCAACAUCCAGGGAUUUUGUGGAUAUCUUUGCUGCUCUUUGUCAGCAAGGAAUCGAUCCAAUGCCACGGAAUGUAGUUCAGAGAAUAAUUGUUCUUAUGAUGCUCAUAAUGGCUUUCUUUCUCUAUAACUAUUACACCUCAUCGGUGGUUGGCGUCCUGCUGAGCACCCCUGUGAAAGGUCCCAGAAAUAUUGAAGAAAUUGUUGCAAGCUCCUACAAGUUAUCCGUUGAUGAUACAUCCUUUCAUAGAGUAAUUUUUCGCGAGAGGAAAACUUCUAAUGUUGAGAGGAUUUACGACAAAAUAAUUCGACUCAAAAGAGGUCCUACUGACCUCCCUAUGUACGCACCAAUUUCCACUGCAAUUCCUUUCAUUAAAUCCGGAAGAUGGGCCUGGCACUCUGAGCUAACGGAAAGUUUUUCCACAAUUGCCAAGAAUCUCAAUGCUUUGGAAAUAUGCGAUCUGAGAACUACAUCUGGGCUCUAUGAGUCAGCCUAUGAUAAUGAAUUUGCAGUAUUGCCGAAAUUUAGUCAGUACAAGGAGAUGAUGAAGAUUUCAUUUAUGUGGCUCCAUGAAACGGGAUUCGUGAAGAGAGGCCUAACAAUCUACCGGAGUGAGAAGCCAGAAUGCUUUUCAGGAAUUUCAGUUUUUGCUGUUGGAUUUCAGGCUGUCUCAGCAGCCUUUUAUGUCCUUAUUGCCGGCCAUCAGGAAUUGUUUUGA